CGGCGGCUUCUCGUUGCCAUGGCAGCGACGGACGCGGCCUACCGCUCUUCCUCUGGCUCCACCCGGCGAUGGACGUUUACCGGCCGCGCUAUUACACCCCGAAGGAGGUGGAGGUGCACAACCGGCCCUGGGACCUCUGGGUCUCCUACAUGGGGCGGGUCUAUGACCUCAGCCCCCUGGCCGAGGCCUACAAGGGUGAUCUCUUAUUGAAGCCUAUCCUAGAAGCAGCGGGGAAAGACAUUAGCCACUGGUUCAACCCCAAAACCAAAGACAUACAGACACACAUUAACCCUCUAACAGGAUGCCUUAAGUACUACACCCCACAAGGUCGCUUUGUGCACAUCCCACCUCCUCUGCCUCGUACAGACUGGGCCAAUGACUUUGGCUUGCCCUGGUGGAGAGAUGGCAACUACGAGGUGGGCAUCUUGUCUGCCAAAACCAGACGCAUACGGAUCAUCAACACUCUGACCUCUCAGGAACAUACCCUUGAGGUCUGUGCAGAGGAAUCCAUGUGGGAGAUCCUUCGGCGGUACUUGCCCUACAACGCCCAUGCAGCCAGCUAUACGUGGAAAUACGAACGCGUCAAUCUAGACAUGGAUAAGAACCUGCAGCAGAACAACAUUCCGGACGAGGAUGAGGAAUUCUACAAUCUCUACAUGGACGCUGAUGCCUUCACCCCAGCCAUCCUGCUCUACUUCAACGAUGACCUCACUGAGCUCUAGGGCCUGCUCUUGUGAUUCGCUGUCCCCGGCAUGCGGCAGAGGUUGCAGGAAUCGAGAGAAGCAUUGUCUGGCUUCACAGACUUUCCCACAUUGUGAUUUUUGCAUAGCACACACAUUCCCUUACAACUCAUCAAGGCAGCUUAGUUACUCAGAUAGGAGACUUACUGGAAUACUGAGGAAAGAACCCUGGGAGGAGGGUGAAUAGUGGAAGGAGUCUACAUUUGGGGGCAGGAGGGUUGUCGCCCUUCCUCUGCUAAAAAACCUUUUGAAAGAAUCUGUGAGAGCUUCAGUAAAUGUGUUUCUCAGUCAGAAGAACACCCCCAGAUUCUGUGUUUGCAAAGAGGGCACACCCUGCUUUUCCUCCAUUGAUCAGGAAGGCGUUUCCUCUUGGCCCACCUUGGAACUGGUUACCCAGAAGUCAGCAACAGAGAUGGAAAAUGGCGUUUGUGAAAAUUCACUCUAGACUUGAGAUGAUGAAGCUGCUGUAUUUCAGGGAAACUUUCUGGAUAGGAGGUGCCACAGAAAAAUUAAAGCCUUUUAUACAAAGCGGACACAUUGCUAAUAUUGAGGGAGAAACGGGAACAUGAGAGUCAACAUGGGCUUGAUCCAGUAUGAGGCCUGUACAAGGGCACUCUUGGGCCAGUUGUCCCACAUGCCUGGAGUUUGGUAUUUGCUGGAAAUGAAGGUGUACCAAAAAACGAUAAUUUCACAUGAAUGGACUCCUGGAAAAGGAUUUCACCAACCUAGACUUAGGAGCAGUUUAGGACGUAGCCACUAGAUGUCAGCAGUGGCGCAUCAAGCAGCCAUUUUGAGGUCUGUACCGCAACCCUUGAAAUGGUUUUAAAUAUAGAAUAAUGACUCUAACAUUCAGUGGUUGAUUAUUCUGCAGGGUCAUAGCCAAUGGGAGAAGCACUGCUGCUGCUUUCCCCUAUUCAUUUGGAGCAGGACACAUGCACCUCCACUCGCCUUUCCCCACAGCCUUUUGAAAUUCAAACUUUGUUAUUAAGCUUACUAACAUCCUCUGGCUGGGUUUUUUAAAAAUUUGUUUUUGUUAAAGAUUUUCUUGGUUUACAAAAAUA
Podarcis raffonei (Aeolian wall lizard) is the source of this 1801-nucleotide messenger RNA. RefSeq names its product cytochrome b5 domain-containing protein 1. The transcript is spliced from 5 exons. Bases 69 to 722 code for a protein of 217 amino acids. The record is from RefSeq and is a predicted model, not a curated record. Lineage: Eukaryota; Metazoa; Chordata; Lepidosauria; Squamata; Lacertidae.